Molecule: messenger RNA, 1902 nt
Organism: Talaromyces stipitatus ATCC 10500
Lineage: Eukaryota; Fungi; Ascomycota; Eurotiomycetes; Eurotiales; Trichocomaceae
Product: AMP dependent CoA ligase, putative
Exons: 3
Coding region: 1-1902 (633 amino acids)
Molecular function (GO): CoA-ligase activity
Source: RefSeq, a predicted model, not a curated record
AUGAUGUGGCUAAACUCUAUUAUACUGCUGGCGAUGUUCACAUCACCUCUCCGCAACCUACUUCUCGAUUUAUUGUCUUGGCGAAGGGAGCAAAAUGUUGAUAAAACUGGAUCUGAGGAUUAUCUAUCAGAGGUUAGUGGUGGAGUCUGGGAGCAUUCCUUGGUGUUUGUCCACAUCGAGCAGGGAUUAAAAAAGAAUCCAGACGGAUCAGCAGUUAUAUCCACGUUUCAGUCAGUGGAUGCACUCCCGUAUUUGCUGUCUGGAGAAAGUCGUGUACUAGACCUAGAUACUACCACUAUCACUCAAAAAGUAUCUUUUACGAAGAUCAGUGCAGUCUCUCCCUUCCAACAUGGCACGUUCUCUCCUCUCCAAUAUGGAGCAUUCACACAGCCCACAAGAUUUGAGAAGAAGAUAGAUAAGCCGAAGCCUGUCAUCCAGGAAAAGCAGAAACCGCAUAUUUCAUCACAAUACUUGACAAUCUUAUACAGUCAACUGCAUCGCACUUCCUUGAAACUUGCGGCCGGGAUGAUAGCCAAUGGAGUCAAACCAGAUUCCAAACUACUUAUGAUCAUUCCCAAUGGCGGAGAGUAUACACUCCUUCUUCGGGCUUGCAUUCUGCUUCGUGUUACAUAUGUUAGUCUCGACCCAGAAGUGCUUGAUAUUUCCGGUUUCACUACCCUCAAGGCUACGAUUCAAGCCCUCAAGCCACAGGUUGUUGUUACACCUGACGCAAUUACUGGAAAGUCCAUCGACGUUGCAAUUUCGGAACUGCGACUACCAAAACCAAUUAAAAUCUGUCUCUCCUCCUCGAGAUUCGGUCACUGGAGGCCUCUCGCAGAAUUGGUUCAUGAAACGUUGAAAUGCCCCAUUGAUGAAGAAGCACUUGUCGCGGCCGCCCGCAAUGACAACCCCAACCGUAUCCAUUCCAUCAUAUUUACGUCUGGCACAUCCGGCAUGCCGAAAGGAUGCCCAGUACGCAUUUCGAACAUGUCGCAUAUGCUUCACUCACAGUCAUGGCUCGUCGACGAAGUCAAUGGUACGCUCGCUUUACAACAGGCUCAUAACUCACGUGGAAUCGCACCAGCACAAACAAUGCAGACUUGGAAAGCGGGAGGUGCGGUGGUUAUGACAGGACAGGAAUUCAAUGUCAGGAAAGCUCUCGACGCCAUAAUUAAUCUACAUAUUACUUUUAUAGUGUUGACCCCACCAAUGAUUCAUGAAAUAAUAGCCAAACUUACCGCAAAUCCCGUUGAUAUCAGCUCUGUAAAGCGGGUUCAGGUCGGCGGGGAUGCUAUUACCAAGGGACUAUUGCUCAAGACUGCCUCUCUUUCCCCUAAGGCUCAAGUAUGCGUCAACCAUGGAAUGACUGAGGGUGGUGGUUCAUUCAUCAUACCAUUCUUCGGUGAAAUCUGCCCCAUUGGCGUCGUCGCACCAGGAGCGACUAUUCGUGUUUGUGAUACCGAAAAGAACUGCAUUGUCAAGAAAUGUCAAUUCGGUGAGCUUCAUAUUACAAGCGGAAGUCUUAUCAAGCACUACUUUGGCGGCAGAUCUGAGGCAUCAUUUUAUUGUGAUCACGGUGUGCGCUGGUUCAAUACCGGAGAUGUCGCCAUGGUUAAUGAGGAUGGACUGGUGUCAAUUCUUGGCCGGCAGAAGGACAUGAUCAAGCGCGCUGGUGUUGCAAUUAUGCCCGCGGCACUGGAAAGCUCUAUCGCGGCAUUCAUCGGGUCACAGACAAUCGUCGUUCCCAUCAGACACCCUAUCGUCGGAUACGAGCCUUUUGCAGCUCUGAAUUCGAACAACGGCAAAACUCAAGACCAAAUUAAGGAGCAUGUUCGCAUUGCCUUUGGUAAAGACUAUGCCCUUGGGGGGAUUGUAUCGUUGAAAGAGCUCGGACUUCUCUAG